AUGGAGAGCCUUCCAACAGAACUCGUCCACCACAUCCUCGUCCAACUCGGUGUGUCAUCGCCAGCCUCCCUGGCGGCUGUGGCAUGUACCUGCACCCGGCUGGCUUCCAUAGCACGCGAUCCGUUCCUUCUUCGCCGCAUCUACCGCAUCCGCCUGGCACACACCGCCAUUGCGCCCAUCCAUGCGCCACCUGAAGGUGGACGAGUGGCGGAUACCGACUGGCGAGGGAUGAUCAUGGCGCUUGACUCGUUCCUGACAAGGCGCCCCGUCGAGAUUGUGAUCUCGGCGCCAAGCACGACUGUUGUGGUCGUCCUCCCACUCUCGGCUGCCAUCGCCGAUGCUCGCGAGGUGGUGGCCGAAGCGCUCGGCUGGCCGGCCGAAGAGAUGCGGCUCGAGCUGGGCGGAAUGGUGCUUGGGUGGGGGCUGCUGCAUCCGACGGCAUCGCUUUGGCGGGCAGGCGUGGUGCCCGACGCUGUGGUGAUGGCCAAGAUGCGGCUCGGGUUUGGGAACAGCAGAGACGAGCUAGCGACAGCGCAGCUGUACAGCGUAGAGAGCCUGCCGGCGGCAAUGCGAGGCUUUCGUGACGGAAUGGCACCGCUUCCGUGGGCGGCAGACGAUCCGUGGCGGCUGCACAUGCUGCAGGCGCCGAUGGCUGCGCUCGCACCGAUCAAGUUUGCGCUCAACUUUCCACGGAAGCAUGCUGUCUUUCAGUUCUCGCUGGCGAUGGAGGUGGUGGUGGAGCUGCUGGCGGCGGGCAUCGAGUCAGUGCCGUGGAUCUUUACGGCGCUAUGGAGCGUGGUCUCGCUUGGUGACACGACAUACGUUGUGGACGGACAUGGGUACUUUGUGGCGGCAACCGGCACGUUUGCCUCCGCGACGUGCUCGGGCUUGACUUUGACCACGAGCCUUGGCUGA
Molecule: messenger RNA, 915 nt
Organism: Thecamonas trahens ATCC 50062
Lineage: Eukaryota; Apusomonadida; Apusomonadidae
Exons: 2
Coding region: 1-915 (304 amino acids)
Molecular function (GO): protein binding
Source: RefSeq, a predicted model, not a curated record